AUGCAGGCCUGUGCAGCGUUUCCGCAAUGCCAGGCCACAUUUGUGAAAUUUGCAUCAGCUAGUCCUUUUUAUAAACAUCUUGGCAACGGAUUCUUGGAUUACCUGUACCUAAUGGUAUCAGGUUUAAUGAGGGCAGAUGCCUUUUAUCAAGAAACCUACUCAGAAGCUAUAAAGAUAUUGAAAGGGGAAUACACUAUAAAGGCUAUAGAUGAACAUAAAAUGGACAAAGCGUUGUUAUUUUGUAGAACUAAAAUAGAUUGUGAUAAUUUAGAGAACUAUCUGAAACAGACAGGUGGAUUGGACUUGAACUAUCAACAACUACCAACAACUACCAACAACUACCUAGUUUGUGAUAUCAGCGUCCGCUGGAAGCGAACGUUAACUUGUCAUCUACCAACCAACCAUCAGUAG
Messenger RNA from Lottia gigantea (owl limpet), 411 nucleotides. RefSeq lists its product as hypothetical. NCBI's taxonomy places the organism in Eukaryota, Metazoa, Mollusca, Gastropoda, Lottiidae. The record is from RefSeq and is a predicted model, not a curated record. The coding region runs from base 1 to 411 and encodes 136 amino acids. The transcript is spliced from 4 exons.